Molecule: messenger RNA, 690 nt
Organism: Eremothecium sinecaudum
Lineage: Eukaryota; Fungi; Ascomycota; Saccharomycetes; Saccharomycetales; Saccharomycetaceae
Product: nucleotide diphosphatase
Exons: 1
Coding region: 1-690 (229 amino acids)
Molecular function (GO): nucleoside triphosphate diphosphatase activity
Source: RefSeq, a predicted model, not a curated record
AUGAAGCAUAUAAUGAACGUUCUAGAUACAAUCCGUAAAGACUAUGAUAUGCUGCUGGCUUCAUCGUCCCCAAGGCGCCUUGAAAUACUCCAGGAAGUUCUUGGUUUUCAAAAUAUCCACAUUAUGAAACCUAGUUUUGAAGAAAACCUCGAUAAGAAGCUUUAUAAAGAUAACCCAAUUCAGUAUGUGGUUGAUACAUGCAAAGGUAAAAGUACCAGUAUUUUAGAGGACUUGAAAAAGGGAAGAGGGACAGCUAUUUCUCCAAAACCAAAAAUUGUCAUUUGCGCUGACACAGUCGUCAUUGACAAUGAUAACGUAAUAUACGAAAAACCAGGAACUAAGGAAGUGCAGUUUGCUACCCUCAGUAAGUUUUGUGACUCUCCGCACCCACUGCGUGUGGUAACUGCCGUGAAUGUGAUUCUUUGGAUAAACAACGACGAUUACACGGUAUUUCCCUUCCACCAGACUACACGCGUGUUUUUUGAUUCUGAGUUGCCAAAGACAGUGCUAAAGAGCUACGUAGAGAGCGGUGAUGGACUCCAAGUUGCUGGAGGGUUCAAGAUUCAAGGUUUCAGUGCCGUUAUGAUAAAAAUGAUAGAAGGCGACUACUAUAACGUUGUGGGACUUCCUGCAAACGGAACUAUGUCCCAGAUCAUAAAGGCAGUUGCACAGCACUCAAUAAGACGCUGA